GAACUCUGUAUUUGCCACGUCAUCUCUGUCGAAGGAUCCAUUUGAUUCCCUUUCCCUCCCUCAAAACUGUUGUUGGCGAUCUACAAAGAAAAGCUCAAAUUUCAGUCGGCGCAGGCACUUGAGAAGACGAAAUCUCUGCGAGAAAAGAAACGCCAUGAAAUCAUCGAAACAAGGUGCGAAGAAGAAUCGCAGCCUUGGCGAUCACGCACUCACUCUCCAUCAACGUCUCUACCAAGCUCUCAACCUCGGAAUCAAAUCCUAUAAUAACAGAGAAAGGAAAUGGCAUUGUACAGAUGUUGAAAUACAGAGGCUAGCGCUUCGCUCAAUUUCAGCGUUUCUUGAUUGCAUUUCUCCAGAAACAUCAGAACACUCAAUUGUAAAGGAUUCCAUCAAUGAUAUGCUGGUGGCAUUGGAAGGAAUUCUUCAAUCUAAAAAUGAGGCCAUAUUGCGCAUGGCCAUAAAUGUCACAAUGAAGUUGGUUGAUGUUUUAGGCAAUUCCAUUCUCCAGUAUUAUGUGUUAAAGCUUGUUCAUCCUUUGUCAUCCUUGCUAUCUUUUCAUGAUUCACAUGUUGAAGUUUCAUGUUCUAUUGCUUUGAACCAAAUCCUUUCAAAACUAAGUCUAUGGAGAAUCAAAAGGCAAGAGGAAGUCUGCACAAUUUUGAGAGAAACAAACACAGUUGAGCAUAUUGUCCGUGGCUUACUGGACUUCACCACUGGGACUAGAUCAUUUGAAUAUUUUCAAGAGAUGGCAUCACUUUUGACAACAAUCCUAUGGCGAUGGCCUCCCUUUAGGUAUCCUGUUUGGAGUAAUGGGAAAUUGUUGCAAGUGUUAGGAGCUCUCUGUGUAAAGCCUGAUUCUUCUGCUGCAGUUGUUCUUCUGCCAUUAUAUUCCGCUUUAGCUUUAUGUGGUACUGGGGCUAUGAAGCUGCUUGAGAAUGGAGAAGCCCUUCUACUGAUGAUGGUACACUGCAUGGGCUGCUCACAACCUGAUUCCAUUCGGAUGGAAGCAUUUAAACUUGCACAAGGUUUUGCGAGAUCUCAACAAGGAUGUCUAAAAAUGAUGAGUUUAUGCUGUGAACCUAUUGUCCAAGCCAUUAUUAGUGCAAUGAGUGGUUGUAAAUCUAGUUCUGGAAAGAUUGCCACACAUAAAGUACCUUUACUGGUGGAGGCUUGCCGCCUGGCAUUAAUAACUCGUUGGGCAGGGGUUCAUCAUAUUUUCUUUUGGAAACUUGGGGUUCACCAAAUUCUGCUUGAUCUUCUUCUAAGUAAUUCUUACAAAUUCAAGACAUCACAACAUUUUAUGUCGUUGAAAGAUCUGUUAGCCACAGUGCAGGAGGGCCUUAACUCUAGUCAUUUGCUAGUUUUAAGGCCAUACAUCUGGGAUAUUCUUGGAUGGCUCGCAAUUCACUGUCAAGAAGCUUUUAACCCUGACACACAUGGAUGCUCCCUGAAUGUUCUUAUUUCCUGUGCAUGCCUGGUCUUUGUGGAUGCAAUUCAUAGCAUGCGCCAAGUUGCUCAAAGUGAUAUCUCUUACAUUUCCACUCAUGAACCAAUAUCUAGAGCAGUUUUCAUGAUGAUCUAUUCUCCAUGCCAAUAUAUUGCAACUCAUGCAAAGGAUAUCCUGUCUGAAGUACUGAUGUCUGAAAAAGUUAAUUUGGAGUAUUUACUUGGUACCUUAAAGUCCACUUCUGAUGAUAAUAAAUAUAGGGCAUUUGGUAACAUUCAAAUUGCAUUGAACUUGAUGGGCUUAGCAUGUUAUUCAGGUUUGUCCAAGUAUCAAAGUGUUAUUAUCAAAAGUGGUGGUAUAAAAAUCCUAUUGACCUUUAUUAGGUGGUGCUUAAAAAAUGAUGUUAGUAUGAGAAGAUUGAGCAUUGCUCGUCAUCUACAUCACACAUCUACUGAGACAAUUUGUUGUUGCGUUGAUAAUGAAGAUUGGGAAGGUGAAGACAUACUUUUGUUUUUCAGUCUGUGGGUGCUAGCUGAGUUGGUACAAAGUUCAAAAUCUGCAGAAAAUUAUCCAGAGUUGACCUCUGGCCUGGUGGAUCAUCUUCUGGAAUUGGAAAGUUCUGAAGGUCAAAUAUUAAUCAGCAUGUUACAACAGAUAUGUGGUGGCACUUUUAGUGCUGGACCUAGAUGGUAUGCCACAUAUAUCCUAAGCUACUUUGGUUGUUAUGGUUUUCCCAGUAAACUUGGGAAAAGAAUUGGAGAAGCACAUAACAAUAAUGAACUCGCUGACUUAAAACUCAUUCUUGCAAAUGGGGAAUCUGUGAGAGUUCAUGAUGUCAUUCUUAUGGUUAGAUGUCCAUCAUUGCUGCCCAUGGGUGAAUUUCCACAAAAUGAGAAAACAUGUGAUGGUUUUGCUGCAAGGCAGAAUAUUGAGAAGAGCAAAGAGAUAAGAGAAGUUCGUUUAUCUGCCCAUGUUGAUCAUCAGGCAUUGUUGAAACUUCUGGAGUUCGUUUAUACAGGAUAUGUAGAAGGAGUGACGGAUUUGUUGAAGCAGUUAAAAAUUCUCGCUAGACGCUGUAAUUUACAGACUUUAUCUCAUAUGCUUUCUGGAAAACGCCCAAAGUGGGAUAGUGCUAUCGCUUGCUGCGACUUUACUCCUGCUCUUGGACCAGCUGGCUGCUAUUUCUCGGAUGUCAUCUUGGAAGCUAAAGCAACAGAAGUAAUGCAUUGGACAUGCAGUGUUUGCUCACAAAGUGUGCCACAUAUGCAUGUCCACAAAAUCAUUUUAUGGGCCAGUUGUGAUUAUUUGCGGGCGUUGUUUCAGUCAGGAAUGCAAGACAGCUAUUCACAAACCAUAAGGGUUCCAGUUGGUUGGGAAGCACUAUGGAAACUUGUAAGGUGGUUCUACUCAGAUGGCUUACCAAAACCAAUUACUGGCUGUUUGUGGGAUAAUAUGGAUUUGGAGCCGCAACUACAUGAGUUGCAGCCAUAUAUAGAACUCUGUUGGCUUGCUGAAUUCUGGUUCUUAGAAGAUGUUCAGGAGAAUUGCUUAAGCAUUGUUGCAUCUUGCCUCGAAUCUAGCCGCCACUUGUCUUUUAAGGUCAUCUCAGUUGCUGCCCGGUUCUCUCAGUGGAAGAUAGUUGAAAUUGCUGCAAAUUGCAUGGCCCCUCUAUUUCCCCAACUUCGUGAUUCUGGUGAACUAGAAGCCUUGGAUGAAGAGUUGGUUGACAUGGUGCGUGCUGCUUAUGUUCGGUGUUCUCAAGUGGGUGCUUCUGAUCAUUCAGAAUGAGGACUGAAAGGAGUCAAGGUUUGUAGCAUUGUUGUCGCCUGUCAAAGAUGAAUUCUGCCCUUCAUUUUGUUCAUCUAUGUGUCCAGUAAAAUGAAGCAGGCAAUGUCCUAAUGCGCAAUAAUCUGUUGGUGUACCUAUUAGUCAUUUUGAAUGUGCUGAUGGGUAGCGGAUCCAACCAAGCAUUUUUCCUUAUAGAUUUUCGUUACUCCUUUCUCUUCAUCGUGGUCAAAGCACAGAAUCACUCUACUGGAUGUCUGUUCAGAAGCACGAACAUGGAGUGUUCUGCAGAAAUUGAGCAACUUGAAUGAUGUGGAUCAACUUUUUAUUUGAGUUCACAUCAAAUUUUUUGUUGGUAAUUUAUGUUUGCCUUUUUCUCCUAAGAUGUAUUUUAUGGUGGAAAUGUAGGAAUGUAGAACAGUUUUUCACUGCAAAUAUAGGAGAGAGCAAGUUUGUUACCAAGUUUUGCAAUUUGUUACAUCCUCAAUGUA
This is a messenger RNA of Telopea speciosissima, 3723 nucleotides long. Its product is annotated as BTB/POZ domain-containing protein At1g04390. The record is from RefSeq and is a predicted model, not a curated record. The coding region runs from base 155 to 3235 and encodes 1026 amino acids. The transcript is spliced from 8 exons. Gene Ontology annotation, molecular function: protein binding. Lineage: Eukaryota; Viridiplantae; Streptophyta; Magnoliopsida; Proteales; Proteaceae.